AUGAAGAUCUCACAUCCACUCUUUCUAUUCAACACACUUUUCCUUUCUCAUCUUGGUGCGGCUGGUCCGUUGUGGUGGAAUGGGACUAGUAGGAAUUUUAUACGAGAUGGCUAUGAGGGAAAGGGGGAUAGCAGUAGUAUCAUCGCCAUUACGAUUUUACCUGGGACAGUAACUUCUCGUAUCAGCUCCACCACACAAAUCGGAUCCUCCUCAUCGAUAGAAGAAAGUACGACUUUAAAUCCCAGCACGAGGGCUGCUUUGUCAUCAUUGAGCAGUACUUCAGCAACGUCGGUGGUACAAUCAAAUGAAGGAGGUCAAUCGACUGCAUCACAAGGAACGACGAGUGUUUCUAGUACCUCGAGUGGACAGAGCGGAUCCGAGACAUCAGUGUCGUCUUUCUCGACAUCAUCGUCACAACCCACGCCGUUAUCGUCGAUAAUCCUUAGUACAGGUGGUACAGCUCCGGCACGAUCAAGUGCAUUUACUUCCCAAGUCUCGAUCACUGGAACGAAAGCUGGAAAUGCAGAUGCAUCAAUAACAGAAUUAACUUUUACCAUCACGCCUCCGCUGAACACGGCGCCUACUGGAAAAUCAUCAUCCACGAAAAGUGAGCCAUCGAGUCAGAAUCCAUCCGAGUCGCAAACUACUUCGUUUUCCAGUGUAGCUUCAGUGCAGACUACCACAUUCGAGCCACUUCCUACUAGUUUACCAAAAAGUAGUCUCACGACAAAGAGUUCAUCGACAUCAGAUAUUUCCUCACCAUCAAGUCUAAAUUCCAUACAAACCACAAUCUUCCCUCCACUUCCCACAACCGCAUCUAAACCUAGUGUAACGCUGCAAAGUUCCUCGGAACAAUCUUCACAAGGGUCUGUAUCAGGAUUAUCAGCAUCAACAUCACGUAUAUCAGUCGGACCAUUUGGUACAGGGAACUCAAGUACAGCCGUAGGAACCGCACAAAGUUCCGGGGAUUCGGGUCCAAGUUUCAAACCAACAAUCGAUAUUACAACUGAAGCUUCUGGAAUCACUACACAGAGUUCUGUGAGAGAUACUUUGACUCCCAGUGCGGUGCCACAGAGUACUGGGGUGUCGAGUUCGGCAGGGAUUUCAUCAACGAAAGAAAACUCGAAAAUUACAAUUGUAGCGCAAAGUACUAGUUUCGCGGAAUCUAGUACGAGUGCUACAAAGGAGUCUGGAAAACUUACAGGAAGCUUUGCGCAGAGUAUUACUACUCAAGCCUCACUCACCCAGUUUUCAUCUCAGUCGAUCUCAAGUAAUACUCUUAAGAUUACGACUUUAUAUAUUACUACCGUGGUUCCUUCCUCUACUCUUGGGCUUAUUCCAUCUUCUUUUUCGUUGUCUUCGGCUUUGACCUUGCCUUUAGCUUCAUCGAUUACAGUUCGAACAUCUUCGAAAUUUUUGUCUUCAUCUACCUCUACCUCUUCAUCUUCAUCUUCCUCAUCACCAUCUUCAUCCUCAUCCUCACCCCCACAAACCACCAUAUUCCCCCCUCUACCCACCACACAACCUCUGUCUCUAAGCAGCACGCAAAUCACCACCCCGAGUCCAACAACAUCUAGCGAAUCGACCAGAACCAAAACAACAACAAAAACAUUAUCGUUCUCCAGCAGUACAAACGCACCAUUUUCAUCCUCAUCCUCCUCAACCUCCUCAACCUCCUCAACCUCAACCCCAGAACCCACCAUCCAACCAUCCACAACCACAACUAUAAUCCAACAAUCCACACUCCAACAAUCCACAACCACAAUCCAACAACUCACAGCAUUUACCAGUACCAAUACCCUUGAUGCAAAUAAUGGCGCUAUAACUGCUUUGACCAUUAUUCCUGUUACAUUUACUUCCAUCACUCUUUCCACUCCCACUCCCAUCUCCACUCCCACUUCCAUUCCCAUAUCCACUGCCACCGCAGCAGCAACAAUAGCCACAGGAAAUGGAUUAGCAGCAACAACCUCAAUUUCUCCUCCUAGCUCAACAUCAACUAGCAAUAAUGGAUCAGGAUUAGAAACAACAGUAAUCAGUAUACUUGCACCCAAACCGCAAGAGACGAGUACGAGUACAGGGACAAAAGCAAGUGUAACGAGUAUAAAUACAAAUACAGAAAAAGGAAUUUGUGUAGGCAUAGGUGAAGAUGGGAAGGCUGUGAGUAUUAGUCGUUGUGUGGAUUUUGGUGGGGGGUUUACUGUUACGGAGACGGAGACGGAGACGGCGAGGGAGACGGCGAGGGAGACGGUUACGGUUACGGCUAGGGGGUAG
Molecule: messenger RNA, 2271 nt
Organism: Sclerotinia borealis F-4128
Lineage: Eukaryota; Fungi; Ascomycota; Leotiomycetes; Helotiales; Sclerotiniaceae
Source: the annotation of a GenBank genome assembly